CCACAGCCCAACCCACCCCCGCCGUCCCCACCACCAGGCCAGGGUUUAUCCCGCCGCCGCCUCCUAAACCCACCUCGCCUCCGCCCCGCCGCCUUCCAGAACAGCUCCCACAACCGUCGUGCGUCGGCGGGGGGCGCCCAACCAGCCAUGUGGGUUCUCCGGGGCCUCCUCCGGGCAGCCUCGCCGUCGCUCCGCCGCAGCUCCGGGCGCUUCGCCGCGAGGGGCGAGGCGGUGGCCGCGGGCUCUGCUCCGGCGCCCGCGGGGCUGCUGGCGGUGGGAGCGGGAGCAGACGGCGCGUGGCGGCGGGCGAUGUCGACCAAGGGGAGGAGCAUGCGGAGCAAGGUGGAGAAGCGGAUGGCGAGGGAGACCGGCCGCACGCAGCGUGAGCUCCGCCGCGCCGUCAAGCUCAGGAAGAAGCUCAUGACGGAGGACGAGAAGCUCAUCUACAACCUGCGCAGGGCCAAGAAAAAGGUUGCUUUGCUCCUACAGAAGCUCAAGAAGUAUGAGCUACCAGACUUACCAGCUCCUCGUCAUGAUCCUGAGCUGUUAACGGCAGAGCAACUACAAGCUUACAAGAAGAUUGGAUUCAGAAAUAGAAACUAUGUCCCUGUUGGAGUUCGUGGAGUCUUUGGAGGUGUUGUUCAAAACAUGCAUAUGCACUGGAAAUUCCACGAGACAGUGCAAGUUUGUUGUGACAACUUCCCAAAGGAAAAAAUUAAGGAAAUGGCAGCAAUGCUGACAAGAUUGAGUGGUGGAAUAGUGAUCAACAUUCAUAAUACCAAAACAAUCAUCAUGUUUCGAGGAAGAAACUACCGUCAACCGAAGAACCUUAUACCUUUCAACACACUUACCAAAAGGAAGGCAUUAUUCAAGGCUAGAUUUGAACAAGCACUUGAAUCGCAGAAAUUAAACAUCAAGAAAAUAGAAACUCAACUCCGUCGUAAGGGUAUCAACCCAGAGGACCCAGUUGCUAUGGCCAGCAUCCAGCGUGUUGCCUCUACGUUCUUCCGAGCCAUAGAUGAGCAGCAAGGUACUCCCUACAUUUUCCGUGGGGAUGCACAACCUUCUGCUGGGACUUCUGAAAUAAAAGAACCACGUGAUGAACCAUCUGAAGAUAGUGACCAGGAGGAGCUUGACAGGUUCAUUUCAGAGAUAGAAAGUGCAGCAGAGAAGCAAUGGGAGGAAGAAGAGGCCGCAGAGAAAGAAGAAUCUUCAAGAAUGCGAUAUUGGGAGAGGGAAGAUGUAGGUGAUCGGAGGGGUUUCAACAGAAGUUAUGAAAACUCAGAUUAUGAGGAUAGAGGACAGGGAAGAUAUAGGAGAGAGCAUGACAACAACAGAAGGACUUCAGAUGCAAGGAGGUGGGAUGAUGAUAGCGAGUUCGAGGCAUCAGGUGAAGAAUGGGACUCUGGUGAUGACAGGGGUAAUGCUCUGGGCUUCGACAAGGAUAGAGAUUCUACUGAUGAGCAUCCUCGACGAUUUGGAAGCACGAGGAAUGAGAAGAGCAGAUCCAGUCGGACACAGGAUUUUGUUCCUAGGGGAGACGUGGGCAAGGGGAAGGGUUUCAAUAGAAGCUAUGGCAACUCAGAUGUUCACGAUAGAGGCCAGGGAAGACAUAGGAGAGAUAAUAACAACAACGAAAGAACUUCAGAUGCAAGGAGGUGGGAUGAUGAUAGUGAGAUCGAGGUAUCAGGUGAAGAAUGGGACUCUGGUGACGACAGUGAUAAUGUUCUUGGCCUAGACAAUGAUAUAGACACCACUGAUGUUCAUCCUCGACAAUUCAAAAGUACGAGGAAUGAGAAGAGCAGAUCCAGUGGCAGGCAGAGUUCCAUUCCUGGGGGAUUCAGAGGUUCCAAUCGGAUUCCAGGGAAUUCAGUCGAUGCUUCUGAUGGCACUAUGUUCAGAGGCAGCAACAGUGACGAGUUAGACACCGAAGAUGAUGAUCUGUGGGACUCGGAUUACAAGGGGGGAGAAACGAACUCAGGAGCCCCAAAGGUGAAUUUCCCAAAUUUCCACAGCAGUAGUGAGGACAGUGAUGACAACAGGAAAAGCGAUGGCAAGAUUGGUAAAAUGAAGAAAAAUACUGAUGAAAGUUGGGAUAGUGACUGAGAACUCAAGAAAGAGUAAUGUUGAUGUGAUGCAUGAAGGUGAGCUCCAAUGAUUGUCAAUUCUUUCAUUGGCCGUAUCACUCAUGUAUUUGUCCAAUGGAAAUCUUGAGGAGCUAGAAGAAUAAACAUGAUUUUCCAUGAGAACUACUGUCUGAACGUUUGAUCGUUUUCAGACGUCUUUUGUUCCAGUUGUCAUAGUAUAACCUGAAAAAUUGGCAGAAAUCAAAGUUCAAAGCCAGAAUACUGCAUGACUCGCACAAGCCGAUCGAGGACAAAGUGGCGGAUGUAGUCGGAGUUCAUUGUUGAGAAAAUUAGCAGAUCGAGGUUCCUGAAGGUCUCAGAUAUGUAACUCUUCGAUCACAUUUGUUAAUUGUCAUAUUCAUGAAAUUUUGAUGUGAACCACAAAACAUGCACAUAGAUUUAUCUGAAAGAGUGAAAGGUCAUGUGUAUCUUGCGUGACAGAGUUAAGACUCAUUUUCGGUAAAUUGUCCGAGAUGCACGUUCUUCUCUACUGUGAAACUUUUACUUUAUUUUAAUAUCGUGUUUUU
Sorghum bicolor (sorghum) is the source of this 2653-nucleotide messenger RNA. Its product is annotated as CRM-domain containing factor CFM3, chloroplastic/mitochondrial. The record is from RefSeq and is a predicted model, not a curated record. Gene Ontology annotation, molecular function: RNA binding. NCBI's taxonomy places the organism in Eukaryota, Viridiplantae, Streptophyta, Magnoliopsida, Poales, Poaceae. The coding region runs from base 148 to 2106 and encodes 652 amino acids. The transcript is spliced from 4 exons.